AUGUGCAGUUAUGGGUCCUAUGGUGGAGGCGGUGGCACUGGCCAGGGCUAUGGUCAGUCAUCUGGCCAGAAUUAUAACCAACAGCAGGGCUACGGAAGCUACAACCAGAGCUCUGGGAGCAGCUCCGGGCCCUACAGCCAGAGCCAGGGAAGUUAUGGCAGCUACAGUCAGCCCAUGUCAGGAGGAUAUGGCUCUCAACCUUCUAACCAGGGCGGUGGUGGUGGGUAUAAUCAUUCCAGCCAGUCCUACAGCUCUGGGGGAUACAACAGCGGCAGCCAGCCACCCAGCAUGAACUACAACCAGCAGUCAUCUUUCUCUGGUUACGGCCAGCAGCCUCUUUCUUUAUCCCCAGCAGGCUAUGAAGGUAACUCGCAGGCAUCUGGGUACAACCAGCCCCCCAGCAGUGGACAGGGUGGUGGCGGUGGCUACAGCAGCACUGGAGGUCAGGGAGCUGGUUAUGGAAGCACUGGGGGCCAGCAAUCGCCACCUCACCAUGGAGGAGGAGGAGGUCACUACAACCAGCCGCCGAGCUACAGCUCCCCUCCUCCACCAAGCUACAGUCAGCAGAACCAGUAUGGUCACGGUGGAGGUGAAGGUUACGGAGACGAGAGUCCGCCCAGUGAAAGUGGAAGCUAUGGUGGUCCUGAUGGAGGUUACGGAGGUCAGGAUGCUCGAGGUGGCAGAGGCCGCGGCGGUGUGUUUGGAGGCCGUGGAGGAGGUGGAUUUGAUCAUGGCUUUGACCGAGGAGGCCGAGGUGGACCAAGAGGAAGAGGAGGCAUGGGCAUGGGCGAUCGUGGAGGAUUCAAUAAGUUUGGUGGACCAAGAGACAUCGGACAUGGACAAGGAGGACCUGGAUUCUUGCAAGACCAGGAUAACUCUGAUAACAACACCAUCUUCGUUCAGGGCCUGGGAGACGACUACUCUGUCGAAUCCGUGGCUGACUUCUUCAAGCAGAUCGGGAUCAUCAAGAUAAACAAGAAGACCGGCUUGCCCAUGAUCAACCUGUACGCCGACCGAGAGACGGGGAAGCUGAAGGGGGAGGCCACCGUUUCCUUCGAUGACCCGCCCUCAGCAAAGGCUGCAAUUGACUGGUUUGAUGGUAAAGACUUCAAUGGAAACCCAAUCAAGGUGUCGUUUGCCACCCGCAGAACUGAUUUUGCAGGCCGAGGUGGGAUGAGAGGAGGCCGAGGACGAGGAGGGCCGAUGGGUCGUGGAGGAUUUGGAGGGGGUCGAGGUGGAGGUUUCCCAGGAGGUAAUGGAGGCGGAGGAGGAGGAGGAGGAGGAGGAGGAGGUGGAGGAGCAGGAGGAGGAGGAGGACAGCAGAGAGCAGGAGACUGGAAAUGUUCAAACCCUAACUGUGGCAACCUGAAUUUUUCAUGGCGCAAUGAGUGCAACCAGUGCAAAGCGCCAAAACCUGAGGAUGAUGAUGCUGAGAUGCCCCCCAUGGACAGAGGAGGUUACGGUGGAGACGGCGAAGGGGGCUUUGAACGCAGAGGGGGUUUUGACCGCGGCGGCUUCAGGGGCCGCGGCGGGGACCGCGGCGGGGACCGUGGCGGGGACCGCGGCGGGGACCGUGGCGGGGACCGCAGCGGUUUCAGAGGCGGGCGAGGAGGCGAGCGAGGAUACAGUCCAGGAAAGAUGGACACAAGGGGGGACCGCAGACAGGAGCGGCGGGGCCGUCCAUACUGAACCGUCACCGUCACCCCUCCCGCCUCAGCACAAACACACCCUUUUCACCUUUUAUACAUUUUCUUUCUCUUGAUUCUGUGUGUAGAAAAAUGUGACGUUGUGUUUGUUGUUGGAUGUCAGAAUCACCUGUUCCCGCUUGGCAGAGCUUUUAGACAAACAAACGAAAAAAGUUCAGCUUGUCCCACUUAACAACACAAAAUUAUUUUGACUAUCAGUCCAUUUGAUUAUGGUGUUUUACUCAAAGUUAAACACUGCAUUAGUUGGAAAUACAUUAAUUACCUUUGAAUAUUGUAAAAUGGUCAAUACGUCAACCUUUAUAAUAUUUUGUAGAAAGAAAAAUUCAAUAUGAUGUGUAUUCAUCUGUAAUUUAACACGCAGGCGAAACGUGCAAAGGAGUAAAAAAUAAAAACAAGUGAAGGAGGUUUUAUGUUUGGCAGCUGUGGUUUGGACGUGAAAACAAGGAUGAGCAGGAAAUCAGGGCUAUGUUACUGUCUCUGAAGUCACACUGUUUAUGAGUUUUUCAGUCUUUUUCACCCUGAAGUUCAGUCAAUCAUGAAUUUAAAAACACCAUCAAGCUGCUCUCACUGUUAUUGUGUCACUCCCAUUGUUGCCGUGGUGCUGGAUACCAGCAGAGAUAAACAAGAAUAAUCUGGAUGAUUCAUUCUGACCAGAGCUGUUCCUUCAAGUAAAAUCUCACCGUCAAAAACAGUCAAAAACAAAGAGACAUGAUGGGAAGCGUUUGUAUUUAGCCUCCUACAGGAGCCUGAGGGAUUUUGCAUCAAAUAUUUGAGUGCAACUUUGUGCUGCUUUAAGGUAACAAUAAUUAGUCCUCAAGUUACCCCUUCUGUGUUAUUUAACAGUAUUAUAUGUCAGAGAAACUGGAUUUUAAAUGUCAUUCAAGCCAAGCUGAAUAUUUGGUUCUCUAGAUAAUUGUUAAAUUUAUGUCAUUGUUCUUCAGAAUUUAAUGUGAAUCUAAUAUUUCAUCGGUUACUGAAUUAGGCCUUGGGCGUAUAUGGACCUAUUAUUUAUAUGGGUAUUUUUUCAAACGAGAUAUAAAAUGAGAGACAGUUUUCAUCUGUAUAAUCUGACCCAGUUGUAAAUCUGUGUCUUUUUUUCUCCUCGUCGUAUUUGUCAGCAACAAAGUGAGCCGCAGACCGGCCUGCAGCUUCUCAUUGUUGCCAAUGGAAAGACACUUUUUUUUCUUCGUUUGUUUUUUUUUUUUCAGCUUUUUUUCCUACAAAGCAAGAAAUGUAAAGUGAAAUGAUGUGUUUGACAAAAUGCGGCUAAAUUCCCACACAUGUGCUAAUACUCUGUCUUCCUCCUCUACGUCCGUCUUCCCUGCAGCAGCCUGUGAGCUGCAAACGUCAAGCAACAUUCUCAGUCAUUUAAAAGCAAAUCGUUAAAUUACUUAUCAGUCAACAUCAGGAGGGGAAAAAAUCCCAACACAAUAGAAUUCUUUCAGACAGAGAAAAGCUAAUUAAUAUUAUAAUAUAUAUAUUGAAAAUAGAAUAUAUAUUAGCAUUUUUUCUUAAAAUACGGACUCAUAGUCUUUUUCUUGUCGUGUCGGCAGCCUUUUAAUUAACCACUUAGUAAUAAAUCAUCAGAAAAUAAGUCAAAAUGGGUCAUCAAACUUUCUCAAAUCCCUAAAAUAUCAUCUGUCAAGCGUUUUUGUCAUCAGCAACGAUGAUGUACUUUUAAAUGAAAGAUAAUGGAACUUGUUGCAUUUCCUUUUUUUUCCUCAAGGGAAAAUAAUCUUUUGAACAUCUGCUCAGUUUUGUGAAUUGAAACGGUUUAUUCUCACUUGAAUAUAUUCUGCUUUUAGCUCUGUUUUGAUGUCAGCUGAUUUCUGAGAGUAAUAUUUGAGUUUUUUCACCGUUGUAAUGUUUUAUUGGAACAGAGAGGAUGCUGUUUAAAAUAUUUUUAGCCUUUUAUGCUUGGAUUGAAAUAAAAGAUGUUGGGGGAAAAAAAAUCUCCCAAUGUUCAAGAUGAGCUGCAUGAGGGUCAAUUUCUUCUCCUAACUUUGACCACCUGUCGAGAACGUGUCGCACUCCAGCCUCCUCCACCUUUUCCAUCAUAUGAUUUAAAACAAAGCCAGCUGGUUGAAUGAAGUCAAAUGUAUUUAGUAAAUGAAGUUUGCCGUAUGCAGCUGUAUUUAAGAUGAUUUUGUUGACAGACAACUGAUGGUGUUAUUCAUUCCUCAUGAGGUGUUUUUGUAUUGUGCCGGUGCUGGAUUUUAAAUGAACGUGUUGACAAAAUCAUCAGUGCACG
Cololabis saira (Pacific saury) is the source of this 3957-nucleotide messenger RNA. It is a transcript of the gene fus, whose product is annotated as FUS RNA binding protein. Gene Ontology annotation, biological process: regulation of DNA-templated transcription. Gene Ontology annotation, molecular function: transcription coregulator activity; RNA binding. The coding region runs from base 1 to 1689 and encodes 562 amino acids. The transcript has 13 exons. The record is from RefSeq and is a predicted model, not a curated record. Lineage: Eukaryota; Metazoa; Chordata; Actinopteri; Beloniformes; Belonidae. Gene Ontology annotation, cellular component: nucleus.